CAAGAUAUUUAGGACUUUUCUGAACAUAAUUUCUUUUUAAAUUUCUCAAAAAUAGGCAAAAGGGAAAAUAUAAGAUACAAAUCGCGAAGCAAUCGUUUCCGGAAACUUGUUGAAAAAAUGUGUAAACAUACCUGUGAUCGUUCCGUGAACUUGUGUGCCAUUUUUCAGUUCAAUAGUGACCGUCUCAUGGCUGAGUUUCAUCAAAAAUCUGAAAAUAAAUCAAAAUAACUGGUAUCAAAAAAACGAUCUUCGAAAAAUCCUGUGGCAGUUUUCUAGGUUAAGUCUGUCACAGGAUUUCAGGAGAACUGAUAUACCUAAAACGCAACGCGACAAUAAUCGUGGGCAGAACACAAGGAGAUAUUGUUUUAAGAGAGGACAAGUCGACAUGGGAUCGAAAUAUGGAAGCACGGUUAUGAAGCCUCAUGGUGAAAGGAUAAAGGUAACUACUGAAGGUACAAAUGUAGAAAAUUUGGACAUAAUUAAAUUUGGGAUGCAGGAGAACGAUUAUAGGGUUAGGUACAUUCCUAUAGUCGUCCUGAUUUCUUCUCUGAAUGAAAGUGACAUUCAACAUUUGCAAUCGAUUGUCGAAAGUCUCGAUGGUUGCAUUGUUGAGAAUUGGAAGGAACGAAGUGAUAAAGUCGUCACUCAUCUCACAACUCAUCAAGCCAAAUUGGGACAAAAGGUCGCUCUGGCUUUGGUAAAAUGCAUCCCAAUAGUGGGCAUUGAAUAUUGGGAAGCAGUUCAGACUGCGGUCGAAAACCGUCGAGAUUGGCCAAAAGCUACUGAAUACGUACUUCCAAUUAAAGAAAACAUAGUAGAUAAAGGAAAAGUAUCUUUAAAGCCAAGCCUUGAUCGAAAAACGUUGUUCAACAAUUUGACAUUCUUGUUUUUCUCGAUAUCGCAAAAAAAGAUUUACAAGGAUAUUGUGAUCGGGGCAGGAGGAAAAGUUUUAAUGUUCAACCCUUCACUUCACACCGAUUUAACAAUAUUUUGCUCUAAUGAGUUCGUUGCUGUUUAUUAUAUGAUCGGAUCUAACCAGACUGAGGAAAGCAUUCUUGAUUCACAAAGAUUGAAAACUGGAUACGAAGAAAUUGGUGAAUUAUUGCGAAAAAGAAAGCGCAGGAUGAUUUCGGACAGCGAAAUAUCGUUGGCAGUCCUGCAUUGUUCGGUGAAACAACACUGCAAUCCGAAUCACAAUUUCAAAGACUUGCUCGUUGAAUCAAAAAAAGCUGUCUCUAAUAAUAAUAAUAAUAACAAAAAAGCCACUGUCUAUGCACUAGAUACGCAGGAUUUGCGUUCGAAAGUCCCUUCCGACUCCGUCAAUGAAAACAUAAUAGCAGAUACGAACCAGUCAUUAUUUCAGGAACAUGGAAAAUCGGCACCAGAGACACACUCGAGUCUCGUCGAUUCUCCCCUCGAAAAUCCGUCUGGACCCUCAGGCAUAACUUCAAUUCAUCUCGAUAGUCAGGAAAGCACUUGCGACAUGGAAGAUAAUUUUGCAAGCAUGGCGAUGAAUGAAAAACGUGCUGAGAAAAGAAAUCUCGAGACUUUCAGUUUUGCUCGAACGAAAAAACUAAAAUCCGACUCUGGCAGCUCGCUUUUCCCCGUCUUGCCGAAAAGCAAGAGUCAAGAUCAAUCCUCUCUUUCACAAAGAUUGCAAGCUUCGCAAUAUUUAGACGGCUCGCAAAGCAUAAUUGGAACCCAAAAUCUUCAAAGUUCUCAAUCGUCAUACAGAUCGACUCGUGAAUUGUUUUCACCAAUUCAGCGAGUAUCGCAGAGAAAUUCUUCGGGACCGUCGACUUCAAGAGAAGGGAAAAAGUCGAAACCCACACAAAAUACGUCUGCUGAUUUUAUGGACGAAUCUGACGGAAAUGAGGAAGAAGUGAAUAGAGAAUCGAGAGAUAAGGAGGAGAGAAUUGUAUUUAAUGUGUCAGCUGAAGAGAAGGAGGAAUCUCAAAAGGAAGAAAGGGUUGUGAGCAAAAUAAGGAUUCGAUCAGAUGCCUCACUUUUGGAUGAAUCUAGACCGCAAAUGAGGGUAGAAAUUAAUUUAGAAGGAAAGAGAAAGGAACCUUCUUCGGAUGAACCGAAUAUUUUUGGAGAGCCGGCACCGAAAAAGAAAAGAAUUGCGGCGAAGUCGAAUUUAAAUGAUUUCAUCAUUCCUGCGGGAAGGAGUGAUAAGAGAAAAAGAGGAGAUGGUGAUUCGGAUAGCGGUGAAAUUAUGAUGCAGAAGAAACAGCAGAGAAAGAUUAAUUCUUAUAAUAAAAUGCCAUCGGAAUCCUCCGGCAUAACUAUUGAUAAUGAGAAUCAAUUUGUUCGUUUUGUUACGGGGUUAAUUCGCGAGGAAUCAACCGAUUCUCUGCUUGAACGGACCUUUGGUCACAAAAGAUUCCAAAAGGUUUAUUCAUCAUUUCCAGCAACAAGAGUUACAUUUCAAACUAUGGCCCCAUAUGCACCAGAAGGAAAUUUAAUUUUAGAUCCAAGAGCAGGAAUGACGAUGGGAGCUUGAAAUCAAUAAAUUUGUCUCAACGUCCUAAGUUAUUUCAUCUUUUGUACAACGUCUCUCUCAUUUAUUAUUUUGCGUUUUUUUUUCAUAUUUUGAAGAGUCUUGAAUUUAUGAUAUUAAAAAAAUGUUGCGUACUUGUCUUCUAUAUUGGGUAGAAAAUUAUUGUAUCCUAAAUUUAUGAUAUUAAAAAACUAUUACGUGUCUGUUUUGAAAUUGGUAAAAACAUUAUUUUUAUUUUGAAGUUAAUAAUAUCGCGCAAAAAGUCUCUUUCGUUUUUGUAAUUUAUGAUUUAAGAAUACAAUUUAUACUAUAUUUCUGUAAAACUGCUUGUGUAUUUUUUUCCGAAUAAUAGAACCAAAGUAUGAACUAU
Molecule: messenger RNA, 2873 nt
Organism: Belonocnema kinseyi
Lineage: Eukaryota; Metazoa; Arthropoda; Insecta; Hymenoptera; Cynipidae
Gene: nbs
Product: nibrin
Exons: 9
Coding region: 386-2506 (706 amino acids)
Biological process (GO): mitotic G2 DNA damage checkpoint signaling; double-strand break repair via homologous recombination
Cellular component (GO): Mre11 complex
Molecular function (GO): protein binding; damaged DNA binding
Source: RefSeq, a predicted model, not a curated record